Cataglyphis hispanica is the source of this 2797-nucleotide messenger RNA. It is a transcript of the gene Dhap-at, whose product is annotated as dihydroxyacetone phosphate acyltransferase. Bases 689 to 2785 code for a protein of 698 amino acids. Gene Ontology annotation, molecular function: glycerone-phosphate O-acyltransferase activity. Gene Ontology annotation, biological process: ether lipid biosynthetic process. The transcript has 6 exons. Lineage: Eukaryota; Metazoa; Arthropoda; Insecta; Hymenoptera; Formicidae. Gene Ontology annotation, cellular component: mitochondrial membrane; peroxisomal membrane. The record is from RefSeq and is a predicted model, not a curated record.
UCAGCUGAAGAAUAGACAGUAUACAUUAGACACUUGAUUGGUUAAUUUUUACGCAUAUGCAAAUAUGCAUUAUGCAUUAUCCUUUCUCUCCAUCGGCAGUCAAAUAUAAAUACAUCGAUUUAAAUACCGUAUAUUAUAUUACAUAUCGAUUGCAUAUUCACAUCGCAUAUUAUAUUACAGUAAAUUAGUUUGCAUACAGCAAAAUUUGCCGGUCAUUGUCAGUGCAAUUAAAAAGGAAAUAAUCCAAUUGCUCUUGUACGCUAGACAUGGCUGAACCAUUGGAUUAACUCAAGGGAAAAGCAGAGAAAGAGCUUUUCUAUAUGUUUCUAUUUAUGCAACUGCAAAUCUGCAAAUUUGCGACUUUUUAUAUAAACAUCAAUCCACUUCGUCGUUUAUAUUUAUGCAGCUAUUGUACGCAGCUAACGUUUGUAUUGAAUCUUUAAAAGAAAUCUUCAGAUCUUCAUCAAAUAGUUUUUAUAUCUGAGAUAUUUUUCAAAUUUAUAAGAUUAAAAAAAUGUGAAGAAAAUUAAAAAAAUGCGAAUGUCGUAGAGGUGACAAAAAUGUCAUGCUCUUAUUGACACUAAUUGACUUAUACUUCUUGAUCAAAUAUCACCUUUGAUCUCUCAUUUAUAAAUGAUUUUAUGAGAACAAAACAAACUUGGCAGAUUAUACACUUGUUUCCAACAAGAUGGAAAAGAUAGAACAGAAUCUUGGAUUUGUGGAUAUGCUGGAAGAAAGACGAAAGGAUUGUGACUUUUUUUGGGCUACACGUCCCAUGAAUCCAUUGCUACCGCAUAUGCUGCCAGCGGAAUCAGUUUACAAUAGAGACGAGAUAAUACGUUCUGUUUUGCUUGACACACAGGUCAAAGCUGCAAUUGAUACAAUAGCAAAGAAAACAGGAGUUGAAGUUAAAGAUAUCGAGAAUAAUGCUCGCGCUAUGAUAAAUGAAAUGGCUAGCAAAGCAGAUUUGGCAACAGUACGUUGGCUAGGUAUUUUUAUUACAAAAGCUAUAAAGAGAAUGUUUUCAAAGAUUUAUGUAAAUGAAACCAAUCUUUUCAACUUGAAGAAAGAAACACAGAUAUCUCAGAUACAGUAUGUUUAUGUACCAACUCAUAGAAGUUAUUUGGAUUUUAUUCUGCUAUCGUACAUUCUUUUUUCUUACGAUAUGGCAUUACCAAAUAUCGCGGCUGGAAUGGAUUUUUAUAAUAUGAAAAUAAUUGGAGAACUGUUGCGUAAAACUGGAGCAUUUUAUAUACGACGUAGUUUUUCUAAUGAUUUAUUGUACAAGCAAAUUUUUCGCUCAUAUAUCAACACUAUUGUUAGUCAUAGUGAUAGGGCGAUAGAAUUUUUUCUCGAGGGCACUCGAAGUCGUAGUCAGAAGAGCACAGUGCCGAAAUACGGUCUCCUAUCUAUUAUUUUAGAAAGUUUACUUCACGGUGAUGUACCCGACAUACAUUUUGUACCUAUGAGUAUUAGUUACGAACGGCCACCAGAAGAAUUAUUAUUUAUUUACGAAAUGUUAGGAGUUCCGAAGCCGAAAGAAAGUACGACCGCGCUUUUUCGGUCACUUUCCAUAUUACAAAAUCCUUUCUCUCAUGGUUGCAUUUACUUUAAUAUCGGGAAACCAAUCUCCGCUCGCCAAUUUGUAGAUACAACACAUCGCAAAAGAAAAAUCAUACAUCCUUCCUUCAAAAUUCCAUCAUCAGUUAUAAAAGAUGUAGCUUAUUUUAUAAUAGAAUCACAUAAAAAAAAUACUGUACUUAUGCCGAUCAAUAUUAUUGCUUUGCUUCUCAAUGAAAGAAUUCAGAUAAAACCAAAGGAGCCAUAUACAUUCGAUUCAUUGAUUAAAGAUUAUCAAUGGUUCAAAAGCUUUAUCACCAAAUCGUUGGGAGUAAUAAUGUAUGAAACUAAAAAAAUUAAUGAUGACGAGAUCAAACAAGAAAUAUUAGAGUCUUUAAAACCACAUAAUGAACUAAUUGUUCUUGAUCCAUCAAAUACAUUAAAACUCAAACAACGACAUAAAGGAAUUAAAUUACAAGAUCAAUCAAACAUCAAGGGACAUUCCUUAUCUGAACGGACUAUGCAAAUAGCGGUACCUGCCAUUAAUAUUGCAAUCUAUAUCAAUCCAGCUUUGGCUUUUCUAGUGGAAGCAGCUUUCAUUACUGCAACAAUAGAAGAAAAUGGCACCCAAAGCGGAGUAGCUUUGGAACGAUAUCAAUUACUAAGAAAAUUGCUCAGCACAGAGUUUGUAUUGCGCCCGAUUGAUAAAGAUUUAAUUAAAACAGAAUGGGAAAAAUCAUUGAAUAUAUUGUUGUCAGAGAAUUGCUUAUAUAUGGUGCAAGAUUUGAUUCGUCCAGGAACUAAUACACAACUGUUUUCUAUUUUGCAUAAUGUUAUAUUACCUUUCAUAGACGUUAUAUAUGUGAUAUGUAAUUUAUUAUUUGAGUGGAAUGAAAGAACAUCGGGCAAACUUGCGGAUCGGACGAUUCUUGUUGAAGCACAGAAAGAAGUUGAAAGAUUAAUGUUCGAAACUAGAGGCUGGUGUCAACACCCCUAUUGUUUAUCUCUUGAUCUUUACAAUACAACAUGGUCCAAUUUAUUAUCGCAAGGUAUCGUGAUUGCACAUCCCGAACAUACCAAUAUAUAUCGAACGGAUAAAGCAAAAUUAGCAUACCUUAUCAGCAUAUUGCGUGAGUUACCAUUGCAACGUCCCAUAGGGACUUACAUCGAUGCGUUUCCUUUAAUUAUGUUAAUGCCAUCAGUGAAUACACAAGCUAAAUUAUAAUAUCAUUUCAUC